UAUAAAGUCAAUGUCAGUACUGACACACCACUUGACACACGGGCACAGCUGUCCUAAGUUGAUUAUAAUGUAAAUAGGUACAAAAUACAAUGCCUUUCUAAUUGUUCAAGCUUCAAGGUUAUAAAAUAAUUUAAUAGUAAAAGUAAACGAGUGAAAAUUGAAAUGUAACAGUUAUCAGCGUAAGAUCUGUACGGACGCACGUCGUUUUGAUAUCUAAGCCUAGUUACUUCAUUUAUUAGUCAAUACAGAUAAGUUAUCAGUGAAAAAAGCGAAAUAAUUGUGAUAAUAAAAAUUAUAGAAAAUCGUAUUGAAUUUUUCGAUAUGUCAUCAAUAACUGAGGAUGUUUGCGAGCUUUUGGACAGUUACAAUGGCAGAGAUAAGGUUGUCCGUCUUGCUUGUUACACAUUCAAGUUGUAUGGAUGUCUUACCGACAAUAAGCCUUGGCAGACCGCAGGCUCACGACUCUCAAAUGCCAGGAUGAUGCUACGACUGUUUGAUGAUAUCCCGAUGAUCAGACACACAUAUAAUUAUGGCUUAGGAAGAAUUGAAUCAUCAAAAAUAGCAGCAACUUUAGGUGUCCUAGCUAAUGUGGUGGACCAAGCUUUCCUCCCAGUGGAAAAAGCGUGCUGGCUUUAUGACGUAGGAGUACUAAAACUGACUCCUGAAACAGCAGAGAAAUUAGAGACUAUCAGCACUAGUUUAUGGGCAGCUAGUUUAUUUAUAUCACUUUUACAAACAACUCGCGCCAUCCAGCACUUGUGUUGGAGCAGGAAUUGCCUUCAGACGUUGUCUGAAAACGGUGGAGCUGAUGCGAAACUUAAACUAGACAUCCGACUAGCCUUACAGGCUGUGGUAGCAGGGAAGCUGUGCCUGGACAUCACUCACGCGGUCAGCUGCCUCCCAGCGGGCUGGUUGUGGGGAGAGAAGAUCGGAAGCACUAAAGUAGCCGCAAUAGCCACAACUUCCUCGGUUAUAGGCAUAGCCAUGUACUUCGCUAGGAAAAGACUGUUGAAAUAGAUUAACAAUAUAUACUAAAUUGAGAUUGGUCCUGGACUUGGAGUUGACGUAUCUAGGUUGUGUUCAUAUAUGCUGUAGUGACGAUGAGCCAAAGUAUACACCGGUUGUACUGUGAGUACAUCUUUCAAACUAAAAACUAAAAUCUAUAAAAAAAUUGUAGUAAGCACUCAACUGGCCUGUUACAUUCAUUCAGCUUGUUUAAAUGGUAAGAUAAAAUAAGCUCUAUGUGCAUAAAAAUGAAGCUCUUUCUUACUCAGGCAACCAUGUAUAGAUUCUGGUAUUCAUAAAAUCAAACAACACGGUUGAAGCCACGUUUUUUAUUUAAAAAAAUUAAAAAAUUAGUCUCCGUUUAAAAAAAGAUAUAUUAUCAUAAUAUUAAUGUAUCUUAUGUAAAAUUAAAAUAGUACAAAGAAAUAAAACUUUCGAGUACCUUCUAAUAUGAAUAGAAUGAUUCUGAUUCCGUUAGCUACAAAGAACAAAGCCUUUAUUUCGGAUCUGAUUGAUUCAGUUCUUGUUACUAAAAUAGUUUAGAUAUAGACUAUAUUUUAUAAAAAAAUAUAUUGUGUAUAUUUAUCUGUUACAUUUAUAGUUCAAGCCUUUAAAAAUGCGUUUUAAUUAGAUACCUAUAUAAAACUCAAAUGAAUGAUGAAUGACUUAAAAGCAGAUAUUCCAUAGAAUUCGUUCUUCAAUUAAUUUAAUUAUUAACACUUGAUUGUAUAACAAAAAAAAUGCAAAAAGAUGUUUUACUGGUGGUAGGACCUCUUGUGAGUCCGCGCGCGUAGGUACUACCACUCUACCUAUUUCUGUCGUGAAGCAGUAAUGCGUUUCGGUUUAAAGGGUGGGGCAGCCGUUGUAACUAUACUGAGAUCUUAGAACUUACAUCUCAAGGUGGGUGGUGCAUUUACGUUGUACAUGUCUAUGGGCUCCAGUAAACACUUAACACUAGGUAGGCUGUGAGCUCGUCCAACUUUCUAAGCAAUAAAAAAAAAUAAAAAAAUGUAAACUGUGAACUACUGUGUGUAUUUUAAACACGUAAUAAAAGAAAAAUGUGAUUUUUCUUCAAAUUGAAGUCAAUGCGUUCGGGAACCGGUUUUGAAGCUUGUGGUAAACGAUCUACUAAGUUAACCUCAAUGUAAAAUAAUAUUUAUUAUUACAAGCAGAUAUGUACUUAUCAAAACUUAGAAAAUGUACAGAUUUAGUUUCAUAGUCUUCCAAUAUAUAUUUUUAAUAUUAAAGUAUUUAAUUUUAGUGCUUUUUUUGUAUAUUUUGUAUCUAGUAAAAUUUAAUUGUAUACGCACGUAUGUAAAUAUUUAUAAUUUUGUUACAAUGAGGUAUGUACAUUACUUAAUUACUAUAUUUGUAAAUAGUGAUGUUGUUUGUACGUGCGAAAUCAUGGUUAUUAAAAGAUUUUUGGAAA
This is a messenger RNA of Bombyx mori (domestic silkworm), 2434 nucleotides long. RefSeq names its product peroxisomal membrane protein 11C. The record is from RefSeq and is a predicted model, not a curated record. The transcript has 4 exons. The coding region runs from base 322 to 1017 and encodes 231 amino acids. NCBI's taxonomy places the organism in Eukaryota, Metazoa, Arthropoda, Insecta, Lepidoptera, Bombycidae. Gene Ontology annotation, biological process: peroxisome fission. Gene Ontology annotation, cellular component: peroxisomal membrane.